AACUGCCACUCACCGUCUUGUCUGACACCUCUGGGGAUCCGGGUACCGGCAGUAGUCCCCAGGAGUGGUUCUCCCUGGGCACCCUUCCCUUCUAACCCAAUUUCAACUUCCAGCAUAUUGGAGCCUUAGACCUCUCUUUUUGCUCUAGAGAUGCAAAAUCCCAGCCCCUGUCCCAUUGCCCACUAUCUAUCGAAUCCCUGCAGAUUGCCCAGCACUAUGAAAAUCAAAAGAGAAAAGGCAAAACCCCAGCCCUCUUUCACUCGUGAAUAGCGCCCAGAGAGAACGGGAGUGGCUGGGGGAGACGUGAGAGGCCUCAAGUAAUCACCACCCACUGCCCAGGUUUCUAGAAAUUGAGAGGAGAAGAGGUAUCCAUCAAGAAGGAAUCCCAAGUGAGGUCCGCGCCCUGGGGAAGCUUCUCUGCGUCUCCUGGAAACAACUCCUCAGAGAAAAUGGGCGAUCCAGCGGCAGAGAGGAACUCUCUCGAGAGCCCUUCUCUCCUCCUGGCCAGCGGCGAUGUCUUUGGGUCCCUGCGGGACUUUGCUGCUCACUGCCCAGCCCCGCCCUCUCAACACCUGACCCGUGGGAGCCUCCGGGGCUCCGAGCGCGGCCAAUGGGAGCGGUGGGCGGAGGACAGCUGCCCUUUAAGGAGCGGCCCAGCCUUCCCCAGGCACCGAGCGCCAGGAGAGCAGCAGCAUCCUUGCCUUUGUCACUAUGUCUCUGCAGGCAGAUUUUGACAGGGCCACAGAAGAUGUGAAGAAGCUGAAAGCAAGACCGGAGGAUGAAGAAUUGAAGGAAAUCUAUGGCCUUUACAAGCAAGCUGUCAUUGGAGACAUUGAUAUUGUAUGUCCAGCACUGUUGGAUGUCAAAGGCAGGGCGAAGUGGGAAGCAUGGAGCCUCCAAAAAGGGUUGUCCAAGGAGGAUGCCAUGAGUGCCUAUAUUUCUAAAGCAAAAGAGCUGAUCGAAAAAUAUGGAAUUUAGAGUGCAAUAGAAGAGAAUGUGCUCCUUCUGAAGUCUUCAUAAUGGUAUCUUGACCUUACAUUUAGUGGGAAAUGCACUAUUAACACUGGACCACAGAUAUUUUGGCUAUGAGCAAGAUUUAUAAUAUUUAGGAGUAUGAUGAAAAUGCACAGUUAACUAAAUUUCACUGGCUUAAACCAGGUAACUUUAAAGGUUCUUUUACAAAAAUCAUUGCUCUGGAGUACGUAUACCAAACUUUUUUUUUUUUUGGUAGUAUUGGUUCAAACCCAGGGUUCAGGCAUGCUAGGCAAGCACUCUACCACUGAGCUACAGUCCUACCUGUAUACCAAAACUUUGAUUAUUUGCUCUUUUUAAAAUUUAUUUAUUUUUUAGUUUUAGUUGGACACAUACAUUUAUUUUAUUUAUUUACUUUUAUGUGGUGCUGAAGAUCAAACCCAGGGCCUCUUAUGUGCUACACUGAGCUACAACCCCAGCCCAUGAUUAUUUACUCUUUUGAUGAAUCUAUUCUCAAUAUUGAGGGAGUGCUACUGGGGUAAUAAAAACAGUUUAUUAAGAAUCAACAGCAGCUGGGUGCAGUGUUGCACAUCUGUAAUCCUAGCUUCUUGGGAGGCUGAGGAAGCAGGAUUACAAAUUCAAGUCCACCCUUGUGGGCCCCCGGGGGUAUAACUCACUCAGUGGUAGAUGCCUAAUGUGCAUGAGUCCCAGGGUUCCAUCCCCAGCACCACAAACAAACCAGGAAGGAAGAAAUUUAUAAGUCUGUUUUUAGCUCCUCAAAGAAGGAAAAAAGCCACUGUGAAAAUUUUCAAUUUUUACCUUUAAAACAUAAAAGAAUCAAACUAAAAUGUAUCUAGUGAUCUAUGCCCCUUGGGAUCAGUUUUGUUGGAGUGAAAAUGUAGAGUCUGGAAUGAUGUUGACCCACACUACUCAGGAUUUCUUGUUGGUUCACAGGAUCUUUGAAAGCUGGAUGUGGUAAGAUACACCUGUUCUCACAGCUACUCAGGAAGCUGAGGCAGGAGGAUCACAAGUUUGAGUUCAACCUGGGCAAUUUAGUGAGACCCUGCCUCAAAAAAUAAAAAGGGCUGGUGAUGUAGCUCAGUGGUAGAGCAUUGCCUAGAAUGUUUGAGGUCCUGCGCCUGAUCCUCAGUACUGCUGCAAGAAAAGAGAAAGAAGAAAACUUGUUUAAGAUUCCAUGAGAUAAAUAUCCCCCCAAAGAGUAUAUCUUUGUUUCCUGCCUAAGAGCUCAGGUUUAGGGGAUCAAGAUACGGCUCAGUGGUGGAGUGCUUGUCUGGCAUGUGUGAGGCCCAGGGUUCUAUCCAGCAACACAAAAACAAAACAAAACACCCCCACCUCCGCCGCAAAAAA
Molecule: messenger RNA, 2340 nt
Organism: Ictidomys tridecemlineatus (thirteen-lined ground squirrel)
Lineage: Eukaryota; Metazoa; Chordata; Mammalia; Rodentia; Sciuridae
Gene: Acbd7
Product: acyl-CoA binding domain containing 7
Biological process (GO): fatty acid metabolic process
Molecular function (GO): fatty-acyl-CoA binding
Source: RefSeq, a predicted model, not a curated record